AUGAGCAUGAAAGUGAUCAUUCGCACGCGACCGUCGACAAAUUUCGCGACACAGCAGCUGCAAAUCAAUCCGGAAGAGAAUACGAUAAAUGUAAAUAAUAGGACAGCAGCCUCUGGUGGCACUUCACCUAUAAAAAUGGAUGUUGGACCGUCGAACCGAAAGGAAUGCUGGCAAUUCAAGUUCCAUCAAAUUUUACAUAAUGCUGGACAAGAUCGCGUUCACCAGGCUAUUGCACGUGACAUUAUACACGACGCUGUAGUCAAAAGUAUAAAUGGUACUAUUAUGGCUUAUGGCCAGAUUGGAGCGGGCAAAAGUUUUACUAUGAUAGGCGAUACACGCAAUUACCAAUAUCGAGGAAUUGCUCCACGCGCCAUAGCACAAUUAUUUCAAGAAGUAGAAGAUUGUAUGGACUCACAGUUCACGGUUCGUGUUUCGUACUUGGAAAUCUACAACGAUCACCUUUACGAUCUUUUAGGUGACCCCAAGCGAGAUAUUAAUGGAGAUCUUGUGGUGGUUGAGGAUAGAAAUGGAACUAAUGUUCGUGGACUGACGCAAAUAGAGGUUCACAGUGAACAGGAAGCUCUCGAUCAGCUUUUUUACGGAGAGUUACAGCGUUCAGUAUCAGAACAUCAAUUGAAUAAGCGUUCGAACCGAAGUCAUAGUAUAUUGACAUUCCAUAUUGCUCAAAAAUCGUGUGUCGAGGGUAUGGAGCGGGUUGCAUUAAGUAAAUUGCAUUUAGUAGAUCUUGCAGGCAGUGAACGACUUAAGAAAACAGUUGAUGGAGACCUGAAAAGUUUAAAGGAUACGAGAGCUGGCUCGUUCUCAAAGAUUCGAAAGGAAUCUAUGUAUAUUAACCAGAGCCUAAGCUUCUUAGAGCAGUGUAUUGUAGCUUUAGGCUCGAAAGAGCCACGAUAUAUUCCAUACCGCCAGACCAAGCUCACGAACAUUUUAAAAGACUCAUUGGGGGGCAUGUCGAAUACACUUAUAUUUGCUUGUAUUAGGGGUGAAGCAUGUCAUUUAGAAGAGACGCUCUCAACAUUGAAGCUGGCAACACGAAUGAUGCAAGUUCAGAAUGAAGUAGCUACGACUGUCCAGCUGGACCCGGUCCAAAUAUUACGAAAGUACGAACGACAAAUUCGAGAAUUGCAGCACGAGUUGGUUAUGCGUGAUGCACUUGUUGAAGGAUCAGCAAUUGUUUGUGAGGAGCUUACGCUUGAACAACGACAAGCGUUGCAGCAAAUGGCACGACUAUACAUCGAAGCACCAACUCAAAAGAUUGAGGACGAGACUUUGCAAUUUUCUAGCGUGCAAGACAUUCGAGAGAUCUUUCGUCAGUUUAAGUUGCUUGUCAAGAGCUCAGGAAUUGAGCCGAUAGGCAUGGAACGUGUACUGAAAAAAACAGGAGAUGCAGCGAACUCGAGUACUUUAUUGAAAUCUAGUUCUGAGGGGGGGGUGGUAGCCCAAAAUUUGACUGGAUCUCGUGAGAGUCUUGGUGUUGAGGCACAGCAUAACAGUUGUAGUCAAGAGGUGGUUGGGGAAGAAAAAGCAACUGCUCUUGGUCCAGGUGCAGUUCGAUCAGCUACUGUCGACACUGGUAAGACUGCUAUAUAUCAAAAGGCUGAAGUGGUGAUCAAUAAUCCUGACCUAGCGGAGAAGCAGCUGCAAGCUCCAAGUAUGUGUGCUUCUACUGAUAAUGAGCUCUUUGAGACGAGUAGAGAUGAAAGAAAUAUUGAAGAAAGUAAUUGUAUGACAAAUGGUGCUUCUUUGGUCAAAAAUGAUGCAUUUCAAGUUUUUCGAACUACAGGACCGGGGCGUGAAUUAUAUCAAAAUCUGCAGCACGAGAAAGAUAAGUUGUUUGAAGCGAAGCAGAGUGUGAAACAGACUGCAUGUCGAGUGAAUGCUUCGAAAGCUCAAAUCGAUAGCAUCCGUGUUCAACUUGAAGACAAACGAAAUCAACGAGGAGGAGAGAAAAAUAGAGCUGAAAAGCAUUUAUUUGGAGUGAAAGAGAUUGUAGAUGAAGAUGAGUUUACUUUGAUGACAGCCGAGCGAGAAGCAAAACGACAGUACCGCUCAAUUUUUAGAGAUCUUAGAGAUGCCAAGGAUGAGCUAGAUGUUGCACGUCGCAGUGUUGAAUUAUUACGAAGACGACUGGCGCGUGAAUUUGAGGAUUGGUAUGGUGAAAAGGGACACGCAUCUGCUGGUACUACUAGCUUUGAUGGAGCAUAUGAGGAAUUGGCCUCAUGUAGCAAGGAGGACAAAUUGGAUGACGGGGAAAAGUUUGACCAGAUGGAAAUAGAACGCAUUCGAGCACAAGAUCCAGCGUCGUUAGCAUUUUUUCUGGCCCAGAAAAAGAUGAGACACCAAGCACGCGCUAUGAAGCCAGCCUCGCAACGAAAAGCUAAACAUUGA
Messenger RNA from Plasmopara halstedii, 2409 nucleotides. Its product is annotated as kinesin-like protein. Gene Ontology annotation, cellular component: microtubule; kinesin complex. Lineage: Eukaryota; Oomycota; Peronosporomycetes; Peronosporales; Peronosporaceae. Bases 1 to 2409 code for a protein of 802 amino acids. The transcript has a single exon. The record is from RefSeq and is a predicted model, not a curated record. Gene Ontology annotation, biological process: microtubule-based movement. Gene Ontology annotation, molecular function: ATP hydrolysis activity; ATP binding; microtubule binding.